Molecule: messenger RNA, 2214 nt
Organism: Rattus norvegicus (Norway rat)
Lineage: Eukaryota; Metazoa; Chordata; Mammalia; Rodentia; Muridae
Source: RefSeq, a predicted model, not a curated record
UGUUGCCUGCGCUCCAGUCGCGGGCGGGGCUUCCAGUCUUCCCUAGGGGUGUGGGACAAGAGGGGAGGGACCUGAAGGGACACAAGGGGGGCAGGAGGCAGUGCUUUAGAGACCUGGGUGAGGGAGUCUCAAGGUGCAAGGCACAGUUCGAUGGGUGAGUGUGGGGGCCCAGACACGGCCCAGAGACAGAAGGCCGAACCUGAGAUCAUCCUCCGGCCAGUUACCUUCCCUAGAGACCCCUGAAGAGCGACAGCCGGGUAGAGAUCCCGGGAAGAUAUUUCCUGGUCCCAGACGGGCAACGCUGACAAAAGUAAGAUCAGGACAGAAGAUCAAAGGACAACGCCCCCUGCCUUUCAGGUCACCUGGGAGACCCUAGACCCCGUGGGCAUCCCAGGCCGUGUUCCGUCCAAGGCACCUUCUCUUUGGCUAGGGAAGAUGGGGACACCAGAUCUGCAGGGCCUCCUCCUCCUCUUCCCGUUGCUGCUGCCGCCGCACGGGGCCUCAGCAGGGAGCCUGCACAGUCCAGGCCUGUCCGAAUGCUUCCAGGUGAACGGCGCUGACUACCGCGGCCACCAGAACUACACCGGCCCGCGCGGAGCUGGACGCCCUUGUCUUUUCUGGGACCAGACGCAGCAGCACAGCUACAGCAGCGCCAGCGAUCCCCAGGGCCGCUGGGGGCUGGGUGCGCACAACUUCUGUAGGAACCCGGACGGCGAUGUGCAGCCCUGGUGCUAUGUGGCAGAGACAGAAGAAGGCAUCUACUGGCGCUACUGUGAUAUCCCCACGUGUCACAUGCCUGGGUACCUGGGCUGCUUCGUAGACUCUGGGGCACCCCCUGCUCUCAGUGGUCCCAGUGGCACCUCCACAAAGCUCACAGUCCAGGUGUGCCUUCGAUUCUGCCGCAUGAAGGGCUACCAGCUGGCUGGCGUGGAGGCUGGUUAUGCCUGCUUCUGUGGCUCUGAAAGUGACCUGGCCCGGGGACGUCCAGCCCCUGCCACCGACUGUGACCAGAUCUGUUUUGGCCACCCAGGCCAACUGUGUGGAGGUGAUGGACGACUGGGUAUCUAUGAAGUGUCUGUGGGUUCCUGCCAGGGAAACUGGACGGCUCCUCAGGGUGUCAUCUACUCCCCGGAUUUUCCGGAUGAGUAUGGACCAGACCGGAACUGCAGCUGGGUACUGGGCCAACUGGGCGCUGUGCUAGAGCUCACCUUCCGCCUCUUCGAGUUGGCUGACUCUCGAGACCGGCUGGAGCUACGCGACGCCUCAUCUGGCAACCUGCUCCGUGCCUUCGACGGCGCCCAUCCGCCGCCGCCCGGGCCGCUGCACCUGCGCACUGCUGCACUGCUGCUCACCUUCCGCAGCGACGCACGAGGCCAUGCUCAAGGCUUCGCGCUCACCUACCGGGGGCUGCAGGAUACAGUGGAGGACAGAGCGUCUCCAGAGGAUUCAGCUGAGACUCUCGCAGGGAACCCCGAUGGGGCUAACGUGAGCUGCAGCCCCAAGCCUGGAGCGGCACAGGCUUCCAUAGGUGCCCGAGUCUUCUCCACCGUGAUGGCCAUCUCUGUGCUGCUGCUGCUGCUGCUCCUGUCGCUACUGCGUUUGCUGCGUCGACGGAGCUGUCUGCUGGCUCCAGGAAAAGGGUCUCUGGCCAUGGGACCUUCCCGGGGCCCCGGGAGAAGCUGGGCUGUGUGGUACCGCCGGCCCCGAGGGGUGGCCCUGCCCUGUCCCCCAGGGGACUCUCAGGCUGAGGGUCCUGCUGCGGGCUACCGGCCCCUGAGUGCCUCCAGCCAGAGCUCCUUGCGCUCGCUCGUCUCUGCUCUCUGACCACAGACGUACGUGAGUCCAUCACCUCUUCUGCCAGCGAGAUGGACAUCUGAGAUAUUAUGCAGCACCCUACCUCGACCUUGUGCCCCUUUAAAGGCAGCUCGGUCUCUGGUCAUCUCAGGGAGACCAGAAAAAUCGGACAGGAAGCAUCCGGUGCUAUUUUGGGAACUUGGCUUGACCCUUGGGGUACAAAUGGCUGAAGCCAAAGGGCAAGGGGAAUCCAACACCCUAAUUCAUGGACCUUGAUGCGAUGGGUGGUGUUUGGUUUCAGGGUUCUUUGCGCCUCUUUUGGGGAUGGUCCUGGACUGCUGCCCUCGAUGAAAGGUUAGGGGCCAACAAAAGUGACCUAAAGACUCACUAUAGACUUUAAAUAAAAGGCCUAUUUUGGUA